This is a messenger RNA of Gadus morhua (Atlantic cod), 2327 nucleotides long. It is a transcript of the gene tcp11l1, whose product is annotated as t-complex 11, testis-specific-like 1. Gene Ontology annotation, biological process: signal transduction. Lineage: Eukaryota; Metazoa; Chordata; Actinopteri; Gadiformes; Gadidae. The transcript has 10 exons. The coding region runs from base 334 to 1830 and encodes 498 amino acids. The record is from RefSeq and is a predicted model, not a curated record.
CCUCAUCCUUACCGGAAGAGCUAACGAUUGUCAACUCUAGCAAUGCGUUUCUCGUAGCGGUUCAGAGUAAUGACUAACUAAAUACAAAGGAAACGCGAACCUGACCUGAUUGGAACGGAAUUUGACCAGAUGAUGACAAUAUUACCUAAUUUAUCUUCAACUUGGUGUCCGGCAUUGAUAUCGGGCAAUCGCAUUGCGCAAGUAUUAGUUUUAUUUACCAGUUAAGCCUACUGCUGUUCUGUCCAAUACAACAGUGGGUCAUUUGAGGACAAGCCAACUCCUGUAUCUCAACAAGGGGGAGGAAAACGAGGCGGUUGCAUCUCAAUCUGAACCAUGCCGAAGGACCAACCGGGACAGGAGGGAAACGAUGAGUCGAGGGAGGAGAGGACACCGGACCUUUCGGAGGAAACGGCAAGAGGGAGAGCAGGGGUGAAUAUUCCCAGUCCACGAAGAGGGAACACGCCACAAGCCAGCCCGCCCAGGUUCGUCUCAGUAGGGGAGUUGAUGGAGACGGCCAAGGGAGUCUCCAACAUGGCUCUAGCACACGAGAUGGUGGUGAACAAAGAAUUUGUGAUGAAACCUAUAGAACUCCCCGAGGGAAGUUUUGAGCGGAGGGUGAAAGAUAUAAUGCACCAAGCUUUCUGGGACUACUUGGAGUCUCAGUUGAAUGAAGAUCCCCCAUCAUACAUUAAUGCUAUCAAGAUGCUAUCUGACAUCAAAGAGGCCCUGCUGUCCUUCUUGAUGCCCAGCCAUGACCGCCUGCGCUCCAGCAUCGAGGAGGUUCUGGACCUCCCUCUCAUCCAGCAGCAGGCUGAGAACGGGGCCCUGGACAUGGGUCGGCUGGCUAAGUUCAUAGUGGGGACCAUGGGGUCGCUGUGUGCACCCUGCAGAGAUGGGGAAAUCAGGAAGCUGCACGAUGCAACUGAAUUGGUGCCUCUGCUUCAAGCAAUCGUUAAAGCUCUGGACCUAAUGAAAAUGGACAUGGUGAACUUUACCCUUUCUACCCUCAAACCCCACUUGAUGCAGCAGUCUGCAGAGUACGAGAGACAAAAGUUCACGGAGUUUCUGGAGAAACAACCUAAUGCCUUGGACUUCACUGAGAAGUGGCUUCGAGACGCAGCAGAAGAUUUGCGAGAGAACGGGGCCAGUGCCUCGGCUGCAGCACUCUCCACUACUUCACUGCCGCCUCACAGUGUCCAUAACCACGCCUUCUUACGGCUUCUCAAGUGGGACCAUUCCUCAGAUACCUUCCCAGAGACCCUGAUGCUGGACCAGGCUCGCUUCAUGGAGAUGCAGCAGGAGGCCGAGAGGCUUGUGCUGCUCUCCUCCCUGCUGCUCAUCGUGUACACCACCACAGGAGACGCCAUCUCCGGCCUGCCCGGCCUCAUGGAAAAACUGAAGACCACCCUCAACGCCAUCAUCAUGGACAUGCACACACCGUCUUUUAUUUUAGAGGAAACCUUGGCCUCCAUUGGGGAGAAGCUGUGUGUGGAGCUGAGUCAUUGUCUGAGCGAGCACGGCCAUGGCCCCUACUCCCCUGAGCGCCAGGACAUCCUCAAGGGACAGAUCCUGGCCACUGCCCGCCCAGACAACACCAUCCGUAAGGUGAUGGACUCGCGCAUCCAGAGCUACAUGUUGGCCUCCCUGGAGUCCACUCAGCACCAGACUUCGCCCCCCCUGCCUGGGGGGCUGGCCCCGGUGGGCAAGGAGCUGAGUGAGCUCACCGUCCGCUUCAGUCGCCUGGUCAACUUCAACAAGUUGGUCUUCUCCCCGUUCUACCAGAAGCUUCUCCAGAGCGCCCUAAUGCCAGCGGAGCACCCCGCAGUGUGACGUGUAGUGGACGGCAGAAGGGUGCUUCAGAGGCCUCCCCCUGAACACCCGUCUGCCUGGAAUGUAUGGUUGAAAACUAUCACUAAAGAAAACACUCACCGGCUACCAUCUUAAGUUGUACUGAAAAAAAGUGUUACUCUAAAGUUGUCAUAAUUGCUCAGAGACUAUAGGCCUAAGUCUUCCUGUGAGUUAACCUUGAAAAGCCUUACCAUUUAUGAGUGUUAGAAACACUAUUUCAUACAAGAAUAAACUAGUCUUGUAUUAGUGGAGACGGUUCCUGACCAUAAUUAUUAAAAGGCAAGCAUUAAGUAUUUUAUUGCCAACUUUUUCUUCAAAUAGUGAUUAAAUAGUUGUAAAUAUGCUAGUUAUGCUACAUUUAACAAGCUGUUGCCUAUCCCAUUAUUCAAAACCAUGUAAAAUGUACAUUCAUUGAUGCAUCAGACAUUAAUAUUGUAUUUAAAUGUUAUUCACCAUGUCAAUAAAAUUGUGUUCCCCAA